This is a messenger RNA of Ictalurus furcatus (blue catfish), 4129 nucleotides long. RefSeq names its product suppressor of cytokine signaling 7. Gene Ontology annotation, cellular component: phosphatidylinositol 3-kinase complex. Bases 1644 to 3533 code for a protein of 629 amino acids. Gene Ontology annotation, molecular function: 1-phosphatidylinositol-3-kinase regulator activity. NCBI's taxonomy places the organism in Eukaryota, Metazoa, Chordata, Actinopteri, Siluriformes, Ictaluridae. The record is from RefSeq and is a predicted model, not a curated record. Gene Ontology annotation, biological process: phosphatidylinositol phosphate biosynthetic process; intracellular signal transduction. The transcript has 10 exons.
ACACAUAAAUGUAAUGAACAGUUUCAGAUCGUUAGUUUUUUCUUUUUAAAACUUUUUUAUAUAAGGAACUGUGUUUGGAUUUGCGUUAGUGGUGUGGGAAUGUAUUGGUUGAUCUGUGUAACGUGUGCAGCGUCUAUAGGAAUAAAAUAAAACCACAGGUUGGGAAGUUCAUCAGCAGUUUGUCGUUCCUGCUCGUAUUCUUUUACCUACAGAUCAGUGUAAUGUGAGUUGGGUAAAGUCAGUUCCAUAUCUAAAGCACGAUCAGUUACACAAGACAUCCUGUUGUUACUCACAGUAUUCUCCAGUUCAUUUUAACCUGCUUUACAGGAAUAAUCGAAUAAAAAUUACAUACAAAAUUGAAAAUCUGUUCACAAUUGUGCUGCUUGCUUGGGUUUCUUUAAUAAUCUUCAGAUCAUGACUUAGGUCAUUUUUGAGGCAGAAGAUGGGUUAGACUGAAUAAGAAUUACAGUUUAAUUGUUAGAUUUGGAUUCUAACAAAUGUGAUAGUUGUAUAAAUGUCAAGUACAAAACAAAGGGAAUACAGUAGGUACUGAAGAAGCUGUGUAUGUUUACUCUGGGGAAUAUCAGUUACUUUUAAACAAAGUAAAAUUCUGUGUAGUUAUAAAAAAAAAUCGCAAGUAUAAUAGCAAAUAUUUGAAGCAAUGCAAUGUUUCAUCUCUAUUUUGAAUGAAAUAUAAUGAUAUCUUGCCUGCGAAAUUACACUGUGUUUAAAAUGUGACCAAAAAUGUAGUCUUCAUGUGAAUCUGUAGCUUUAAGAAUUUUUAUUAGACCAUGUCAUACUUUAUUUGGCAUUCUUUUUAACAAUUUAGCCAUAUUUGUUUAUUUAUUUAUUUAUAUAUAACCCUAACCCUUGUUUUUAUCGAUCAAGGUAAACAGAGGUGUUGGUCAAUCAGAGUGCCCGGAUGAAACGGUGGGCUUUGAUUUGUCCUUGUGUUCACUCCGUCACACUCCCGGAAAUGUAGUUUGAAGAAUAAACUGCAAAUCUGUAAUCUUCCCUUUGUUUUAAUUAAAAUGUAAAUAUUAUGUAAAUCCAAUGAUAUUACUUCACGGUUAAGGAAAAAUAAAUAAACGUAAACUUGCGAAAACGCUUCGAAGUUUAACAAACGCGCCGUUCGCUUGGUUUUUAUUUUUUAUUUUUACUUCCUGGUGAUUACGUAGGAGCGUGCUGACGUCACCGCGCACUUUGGCACUUCCGUAAACCAAGCCAGCGGUUGAUCCUGAGCUCGAGACCGAGCGCUGCUGUUAGUUACCUGUUAGCAUCUGUAGCUACUUUAAAGCGGCAGCGCCUUCAUGAGGAUUCACCGGGUGGGGUUUAUUUCAUAAAGGUUUAUUUAGCAUUUUCUGACUGAAAGGACAGCGCGCGGGUUCGGUGUGCUUGGGGGGAAUAAAUAUUUAUAUGACUGUCUGAGAGGCGCAGGCGCACAGUUAGCUAGCAUCCGCGCUAAUAAAGGAGAGAAUCUGCGACAAAAAAAAUAAUCCGCUGAAAAUGACUUCCGGUCGUUACCGCUGAGGUGUUUAUAUCACAGACAGAGCUGAGAGAGAGAGAGAGAGAGAGAUGUGUUGAAUGGAGAUGUGAAAGCAGAGAGAGAGAGAGAGAGAGAGACAGAGGCGCGCGCGGUGGGAAUGAUGAGUAACGUUAACGUGAACGCGCAGGACCGGAGUCCGGACUUCGUGCUCAUGCGUUUGGUUUCUGCAGCCGAGUAUGAUGACCUGGAGCCGGACCGUGAGGAGGUACUGGAGAAGAGCAGCGGGUUAACCCCAGGAGGAGGAGGAGGAGGAGAGGAGCCGAACUACAGUGCCGACACGCAGACAUGUCAGUGGAUCCCUGUGCUCAGACUCGGUACCAGUGAGGAACCUCAGGAACUUCAGGAAGGUCUCUGUCACAGACACGCACACCUAAAGGACCACUCUAUAGGGGAAAAACCGGGCCACUUCACUCCCAACGACUCCCUCAGAACCGGGACCGGGACUUCCACCCUGGAUCCUGUCCUGAGUCUAGCUCGGCAGCUGGGUGAGAUCGGACCGAGCUCGGACACCACGCAGAAGGACGAAGGAGACGUCAUGGUGUGCUCCUGUCAGCCCAGAGAGGACCCGAGUGAGACCAGCGAUGCCCUGCUGGUGUUGGAGGGUUUGGGUACGAACCAAGUAGGACACGAGGGUGCGAAAGAGCAGACGAGUUUCUCUCAGACUCUAAGCGACUCCGGGUCUCUGAGCGGCCUGAUGCGCCAGCUGACCUCUGACCCUUGCUGUCAGGAUGGCACCGCCCCCCUGGCCCCUCUGAGUCGCCCGCCCACCCCGAAACAUGUGGGCUCGGCCCUGCAGCUCUCGGCCUGCGGCGGCAGCGUUGGCAGCGUUAACGGCAGGAGCAGGGCGAGGGAGCGGGGGAAGUCCAGGAAGGGCUCUCUCAAAGUGUGUCUGAGCAAACUGUUCCGCACUAAAAGCACCGGCAGCACCGACGUGGGUCACAUGACCAACAAGAGGCCGUCCCUGGCUUCGUCCACGUCGUCCGGAGGCAGCCUCGUCGACGUGUUCGGCCCCGGCGAUCCCGACACCACCAGGUCUCAGAUGGUCAGGUCUCACAGUGCCUCCUACUCUCCUGUUCCCUUCACCGGUGAGACCAUGUCUCUGGUCGAUGUGGACAUUUCUCGAAGGAGUGUAAACUCUCUCCAUCCUCCCACUCCUCCUCCUCCACCCAGGAGAAGUCUCAGCCUGCUCGAUGAUUUGGGAGCACCUCAGCCCGGACGUUUACUCUCCUCAGCGCAGUCACUACAGCCUUCACACACACACUCACACACACACAUCCACCACAGCUUGAGUCUGAACGAUACGACUCUCCGCAGUGUUCUGCCUAGGCCACGCCCCCUCCAGAACGACAACCAAUCAGGAGGUCAGGUGCAGCGGCGGUCCCUGUUGUGCCCUCUGACCAGCAGCUUCGCCACCAGCCUCCGAGAGCUGGAGAAGUGUGGGUGGUACUGGGGGCCGAUGAACUGGGAGGAUGCGGAGAUGAAGCUGAAGGGGAAGGCAGACGGCUCGUUCCUGGUGCGAGACAGUUCAGACCCGCGAUACAUCCUCAGCCUGAGCUUCAGAUCGCAGGGGGUCACACACCACACCCGCAUGGAGCAUUACAGAGGAACGUUCAGUCUGUGGUGUCACCCGAAGUUUGAGGAUCGUUGUCACUCGGUGGUGGAGUUUAUCGAGCGAGCCAUCAUGCACUCCAAAAACGGACGAUUCCUGUACUUCCUGCGCUCACGAGUUCCAGGUCUUCCCCCUACCCCGGUGCAGCUCCUGUACCCAGUGUCUCGGUUCAGCAGUGUGAAGUCUCUACAGCAUCUCUGUCGCUUCUGCAUCAGACAACUCGUCCGCAUAGACCACAUAGAAGAGCUACCACUGCCCACGCCUUUGAUCGGGUACUUACGGAAAUUCUAUUUCUACGAUCCAGAAGAGGAGAAGAACCUGUCAAUCAAAGAAUCAGGGCGGGACUCCAGUGCACAGGAGGCAGAGUCUCAGACGUAGCAGGAACAGAAGAUGGAUAGAGUCUUUAUUUUUUUUUGGAUUUGGAUUACACAGAGACCUGCUGAGACCAAACAUGGCUGAGUUUUGAUUGACAGAUGGACUACUGAUCUUAUUUUUUUUUUUUUUUUGUAAACACUGAAGGACGAAUCACUUCUUCUGGAGGUGUUGUGAUUGUAGUGGCAUUUCUAACAAUGAUCCUCCCUCCAGGAGGGAAGGGGAAGUGGAAACCUGCUGCUGAAACAGGAUCAGGUGUUAAUGUGAAGAUGUUCUGAUGCACUGAUGGUGAAGAGCGGUCACAGAAUGGCGUGUGGAACUGUGACGAGAUCAAACUGGACAUGUUUCUGCUUACGUACGAGGUUCUACUCAUACUUGUGUUCUCUCAUGGUCAGUAUAAGGGUAAGGUGUGUGUGUGUGUGUGUGUACAUAGCGUGUGUAUGGUGUAUAUGGAACUGUAUGGAGAUGAUCUCUUCUAUCCAAACUAAAUGACUGUUCAAACUGGAGCUGUAGGUUCUGCUGUGUGUAACAGGACCAUGUUCUCCUAAACUCAUCUCCCAAACACAAUGUGGAAAUAAACAUGGAGUGAUUUAAAAACACAA